UGAUCUAGCCUUACUUAUUUGGCUUAUCUGGAUGACAUUAUGAUGUUGGACAUCAUCGCACGUACCCUACGUGACGGGACAGCGACAGUCUAUUAGAUGACUGAUCGUACGAUUAUUUAUAGAAGUCACAUGAUACCUGUAUGUGAAAAAGGCUGGAAGCAGCAAGAAAGAAGAUGAAACAUUUAAUUCUUGUAAUUAUUUUCGCUACGUGUUUAGAGAAUAUUGAUGCUUUCGUGGGACAAAGAUUCUGGAAGUACAGACAACAGGUUGAGGAGGCAAGAAGGAAGAAAGUUGACUUGCAGCUAGCACAGUUAUACAAACAGAAAGGUUAUACACAAAGCCCUGUGCAAACAUACUAUCUGGAACAGCCUCUAGAUCACUUUAAUGCAAUAUCAAAGGAACUUGGCAAAACCUAUAAACAGAGAUACUAUGUAAAUGCAGAAUACUGGUUCAGCCCCAAGAGCCCAGUGUUUCUGUACAUUGGAGGAGAAGGAACCCUGAGCUCAAGAGAUGUUGAGGCUGGUGAAAUUGUGGAUCUUGCAAAGAAACACGGAGCUCUCCUUGUUGGAGCGGAGCACAGGUUUUAUGGUGCCAGUCUGAAUGAUGAUGGUCUCCAGCUGGAGGAACUUCAACAUCUCUCCAGCCAACAAGCGCUAGCAGACCUGGCAAGUUUUGUACAUCACAUCAGGGCAAAGUAUGACAUUCCUGAUUCUUCACCUUGGAUCUGUUUUGGUGGCAGCUAUCCUGGAGCUCUGUCAGCCUGGUUUAGGUUAAAGUAUCCACAGUUGGUACAUGGUGCAGUAGCCUCAUCAGCCCCUGUGCAGGCAGUAACAAACUUUCAGGGAUACAAUGAAGUAGUUGCAGCCAGUUUCCAGAGUCAGCUUGUGGGGGGCUCACAAGAGUGUCUGGACAUGAUAAAGAAAGGAUUUCAAAUAAUUGACUCUAUGAUAUCAGCUGGACAGUUUGACAAGCUACGUUCUGACUUCAAAUCUUGUAAUAUGUUGUCUAUGAAACCUGACCAAGUUUUGUUUGUGUCCAACCUGGCUGGAUAUUUUAUGGGCGUAGCACAGUAUAACAAUGAGAUUCCAGGACAGAACAUCUCACAUGUUUGUCAAGUAAUGCUGGCAACCAGUGACCCUUAUGCAAACCUAAUGUCACUUAAUCAGGAGUCACUUGAUCAGGCAAAUGAAACCUGUAUGGACAAUUGUUUUAUGAAUUAUACAAAGACAAUGACAAACACCACAGUAGACAGGAAUGCCACGGGUCCCGGAAUCAGGCAGUGGACAUACCAAACAUGCUCCCAGUUUGGGUAUUACCAGACCUGUGAUGUUAAUACAACAUGUCCGUUCUCUCACUUGAUGGAUCUAUCAGACAGUGAUAUACAGCAGUGUGGUUAUAUCUUCAAGAUUAACCCCUAUGAUGUUGACGAUAAUGUUCAGUUUUCCAAUGACUAUUAUGGAGGGAAUCAUACACAACAGUCAAAAAUUGUGUUUGUUAAUGGUUCAGUAGAUCCCUGGCAUAGACUUAGUAUACUAACUAACCAAACAGAGAUAGGGACAUACAGUGUGUUUAUACCUGGUACAGCACAUUGUGCAGAUCUCCGGGCACAACAUGAUAGUGACACUAUAGAGUUACGAGAAGCUAGACAGCAAAUAGCUGCCUUAGUUGGGCAGUUCCUAGAAGAGGCUUACAUGAAGAAACACUGAUUUCCAGAAAAGAGGGAAAAUAUGCCGAAAAUGUGAUCUCGUAAAGAAAGUGCCAGAGAAAAGUGCCAAGUCAUCCACAUUCCUGCUGCUGAAAUUUAUAUAUCUAAAUAUAUGCUAGCUUUGCUUUAUUGUCUUUCAUUAUGUUUUGAUGUUAGUGUUUAAGGUAUUAGACCUGUAAUAGAGUACCUCCUUUUUGAAGAGUAUUCAAUUCCUACCAUAAACCUAUUUUAACUGCAAUUUUCAGGGGGGCAUAGGUUCAAGCCCCACUGGGACCAAAAUAUUUAUGCCCCCGGCAUCUACUGAUGCGGGAAACAUGAUUGUCCUGUCUGUCCGUUCGUCCGUCAGUACGAGGUUAACCAAAUAGGACCGUUUCGUCUAGCAUCAAUACCCCUUACUAGAAUCACUUGAUACUAAUGCAGAUAUAACCUGUGACCAUUCCUCAUCUUCAGACAUCACCUGACCUCAGUUUGACCUUGACCUUGAACUUGACCUUGUUUUGGACUUGGGUUGCUUUGUAUCAACAAGGAUGCCACCGGGGGCAUCAAGCGUUUAUUGAACGCAGCUUCUUGUUUUUCCUUAUUUUCAUUUUUGUCUAUUAAGUUUUUACUUCUUUAAAGACUUAUUAUUGAUUUAAUGUACAAAAGUGGAAAAAUUCAAUUUUAUAAGCGAUUUCUUGCUGUUCAAAGGGAAUUUACCUCUGAAACAGAAGGGUUAGAGUUAGACAUCUUUAAAAAUACUGAGUUACAUGCGGUAGAAGUUCUCUGUUUUGUAUUCACUCUAGAUUACAUAUUGUGGAAGAAAUACGGGCAGGUUUUACUUCUGCCCCAAGGUUAUUUUUGAAUGAAGUGAGCAAAAUUCAAAACAGGCCCGUAGGAUUCGACCUUAAUUUUUCAAUGUUGGAGUUAGAAUUCUGUCUCAUUAAAUCCGUUUACUUAAGGCAACCUAGAAAUAAAUUAUAUUGACAGUUUUAUUUUGUGUUUUAUAAUUGUUUACCAAUAGUUUGAUGUUUCUUUUAUCAAAAUUAAUGGUAAAAUGAAUUCUCUGCGAACGUUUUGGAUAGUGGCCAUCACUUUGAAAUACGUCUCUACUUGAGCUUGAGGAAAUAUCAUGAAUUAUACAAAAUUUACAAAAAAUGGCAUGGUAAAAGUUGUUUAAAUAUUGCAACACAGUGCGAAACAUGGUCAACUUUAAGAAUAAAGCAAGCAAAUGCCAUUCUUUAAACAUUACUAAUACCUUAAUAUCAUUUUCCUUGUUAAAUACGGGUAGAAGUUCGUAUGUAGCCUAUAAAUAUUGUAUGUGACACAAAUGAAUCAAGUUAAGAGAGCUUUGUAUGUGACAGAUUUGUAAUAUGAUUUUAGUACAGUUUGAAAAAAAAACCUAGAUGCAAUCGAAAUUUUGAUAAUUUUGCAUUUUUAUGCUCCACAUGUAGCGUUGCUGCAGUCCGUACGUUUGUACUUACGUCCCGAAAUCUUGUGUCCUUCUCUUCCCACACUUUUAGCCUGAUUUGCUCCAUUUUUCACAGAUGAACAAGCUUGAUGCGCAUAUCACCUGACCAUAAAGAAAGGAAAUUUGCUAUGAAUAUUUUGACCGCAGUCAUAGCCUUUUGAUAGUUUUGCUUUGUAGAAUAUAGAGAAAAAUCUUUUGUGUCCAACUGCUCAAAAACUGUUGAAAGGAUAUGCUCGAAAGUUUCACAGCUGACGGACCUUCAUGUGAAGAUGACCAAAUGCAUGUAAAUGAACUUUUUUCUUUGGCUAUUUUCUUUUAUAGAAUUAUGGCCCUUUCUUAAUUUUACAAAAUAGCCCAUAGUGAAGAAAUUUGGUGGGUUCAAUUUCCCUGACACUUUUUGAAGGAAUGGAUUUAAAGUUGCUCACAUGCAUAACCUUAUCUGAAUAUAAUUUGCUUCAAACUUUUAGUUGAACAUCCUUCAUAUGAAGAUGGCUCUGUACUAAAAACUUUGCUAUUUAGAGGAUGGCGCAGUAUGUCGGUGCAUCCAUAUCCUACAGACACAAUUCUAGUUUCCACUCUUCAUUAAUGUACCUCGACAAAUUGAAUGGGAAAAAUACAGUUUUGUUUUUGAGGGGAUACUUAAAGUUUUCAUUUCUUAAAAAUAAUUGAUUUAUUAUAAAAAAAUCAGAUGUACAGCUGUGUUCUGUAAUCAUUAUACCCUGUAGUAUUACAAAAUAAAUUGAUGCGAAUGUGUGUAUCAUAUAUUUAGAUAUCAUUCUUCAUUGAACAGUAUGGCCAUUCAUUCAUCUGCUAUUCAUUUGAUAAACUUAUAAGGGCAGUAUAAUAACAAAUACAGUUUUGUAACAAUUUGAAUGUUUUCAUACUUCCAUUAAUUAUGCAUAGUAAUCUAACCUCUGCUGAAUGUAAUAAUGAUAUUUGUUUCUCAGACAAUGUAUUUUUUUAGAUAGUACUUGAUCAAUAUUGAAAGUUCAUAGUCAAUAAAUACAGAAAUUGG
Messenger RNA from Mercenaria mercenaria, 4167 nucleotides. Its product is annotated as thymus-specific serine protease-like. Bases 174 to 1706 code for a protein of 510 amino acids. Gene Ontology annotation, molecular function: dipeptidyl-peptidase activity; serine-type exopeptidase activity. Gene Ontology annotation, cellular component: lysosome; endosome. The record is from RefSeq and is a predicted model, not a curated record. Lineage: Eukaryota; Metazoa; Mollusca; Bivalvia; Venerida; Veneridae. Gene Ontology annotation, biological process: proteolysis. The transcript is spliced from 12 exons.